Molecule: messenger RNA, 20976 nt
Organism: Coregonus sp. 'balchen'
Lineage: Eukaryota; Metazoa; Chordata; Actinopteri; Salmoniformes; Salmonidae
Source: the annotation of a GenBank genome assembly
AUGCAGGCCAACUUUGAAGUGAGGGAGCGGGGUCCUGCCCUGGGCCUGCCUCUCGUCGCUGAUGGACUCCGUCACAUUCUCCCCACUGCCCAGAGAGACAGUUUGAAGUGGCUGAAAGAGAAAGAGAGAAGAAGAGAGAAGAGAAGACUGACCAAUAGAAGGUCAAGGAGAGCUCUCUAUUUCCUUGGAAGUAUUAGCUAAGCAAAACUCUGUGAUGGUUGAGGAUAAAGGAGUUAGGAGAGAAUGAGGUCGGGGGUGAAGGGCGAUGGGAGUUCUGGUAAAAAAGGUUUCGAUACAAUGAGAUAGUUAAUUGAGUAAAGCCAGACAGCGUUGUCAAUCACUUAACUUUGUUUAGCCUCGCUUUUUUAUUAUUUUUUAAGAGCAGUUUAGUUCAGCGUAGAAUGGAAUGGACACGGUAGAGUAAUUUCCUUGCUCUUUUUAGUUGUGUUUUCUCACGGAAAGAGCAAAAUAAAAAUAUCUGCUUUUUUUUCCGCAUCAGUAUUUGUGCAUCUCAAUUAGACCUGAACAUUCUCUCAGCACUAUGAGAUAAGCUUAAUAAAAUACAAAAAAUAUCAGAAUGUUAAAAUAAAGAAACCAGGACAGACAGACUAACCAGUAAAGGGAGAAACAGAAAGAAAGAUACAUCACAGCCUAGAGAAUUUGUUAUGGAAAAGAAAAGAAACUGAGGAAUGCGACGGUGGUUGAACUCUCUGGCCGUUCACUGCCUAUGAAGUUUUGUGGAGGGGUGAUGUUGGCCUGUAAAGGGGUCAGUAGCCCACCUCCACUCCCCUCCUGCCCCCCCCCACCCCCUUUACGGCAGUACAUGGGGCUGUAGUUUGGCAGGGUCAGAGGGCGACUUAGGGUCACUGCCUGUUAAAACAAUCUCCACGUCAGGAAGAGAGGGUUAGAAUAAUAUUUAGUUCACCAUGACAGCUAAUGGACUCCCGUUCCAUUCCUCUGGGCUAUAGAACAUAUUACAUAGACAUCCAAUAUUAUAGGAACCUUGUAUGUUUUUUUUAAUAUUAUUGCAUGGAUGUGUAAAGCUAAAGUUAUUUGGAAUGAUGCUGGUGGUUGCUUGGUGUGAGACUGUGAGAGUAGGCCCACUAGGCAGAUUAUGCACCUGGGGAGUGGGUGACUUGGGCGGCUGGGCUGGUUUGGGUCAGUGCUGGAGGGGAGCGUGUGGCAGACUGGCCUGUUCAUGUGGCCCUGCAUGGGUGCUGUGCCGCUGCUUUGUCCCUUCUCUGGGGGUGGCAAUGCCACCGUGAAACUGUCACCUCAUUCCACCCCACUGGAACUAAAUAAUAAGAUGCCCCACACUGGGUCCACAUAAUGCCCUGUUUGGGGCUUUUUGUCACUUCAGCUAUAUUAGAGAGUGAUACAUCUGUUUAACGUCAUAUCGCUGACUCUCUUUGUGUGUGAUCUCUGCAGCCCGCUCUCUCUCUCUCUCUCUCUCUCUCUCUCUCUCUCUCUCUCUCUCUCUCUCUCUCUCUCUCUCUCUCUCUUCUCUCUCUCGCCCUCCAUCCCUGCUCAAUCCCUCCUCCUUCCUCCCUCCCUCCCUCAUUCCCAGGCAGCUGCAACAGACUCCUGGGGGCUCCUUAGCAAGUCAAGUGAGAGCCAGGCCCCACUCCCCUCUUCCUCCCCAUCCUCCCCUCUUCCUCCUCCUUUUCUCCCCACACUGUUAACUCCAGCUGGGGCCAUAAGCUGUCAGUUAACCAUUAUACCCUGUGUGCAUCUGCUGGGUCCAGCCCUAGCUUUUCCCUGUCACGCCUCCAUGGCGUUGAUGUACUGUUUUAUUCAGUGAGUCGGCCAGCCAGUCCUGCUCUCUGAAAGGGCCAGAUCUACUUCCCUGGGCAAAUAACUAGUUAAUUUGUCUCUUCUGCCUUUUGUUUUGGGUGCAGGGGAACACAUGUCAGCAGCUCAAUUACCCUCUCUAUUAAGAGCCCCUAGAGGAAGGGCCGCCCGGCCCUACGACCAGCCCCGUCAUAAACAGCCCCAUAUGGCCCUCUCUCUAAACCCUUUCUCUCUGUUUAGUCUUCUCUCUCUUUUUCUGUAGCUUUCUGUCUCUUUCUGGAUUAUCUCUCUCUCUUCUCUCUGGCUCAGUCCUUCUGUCUCUUUCUGGAUUAUCUCUCCCUCUUCUCUCUGGCUCAGUCCUUCUGUCUCUUUCUGGAUUAUCUCUCCCUCUUCUCUCUGGCUCAGUCCUUCUGUCUCUUUCUGGUUAUCUCUCUCUCUUCUCUCUGGCUCAGUCCUUCUGUCUCUUUCUGGAUUAUCUCUCUCUCUUCUCUCUGGCUCAGUCCUUCUGUCUCUUUCUGGAUUAUCUCUCUCUCUUCUCUCUGGCUCAGUCCUUCUGUCUCUUUCUGGAUUAUCUCUCUCUCUUCUCUCUUGCUCAGUCCUUCUGUCUCUUUCUGGAUUAUCUCUCUCUCUUCUCUCUGGCUCAGUCCUCUGUCUCUUUCUCCAUCUCUUUUCUCUUUCUCCAUCAGUCUCCCUCAUUCUGCCUCUUUUUCUCCCUCUCUUUCUCUCAUUCUACGUCUUUAUGCUGAGAUUGCAAAAUCAGAGCGUGUGUGUGUGUGUGUGUGUGUGUGUGUAUAUUGGCGACAGUGUGUUUGUGUGUGUGUAUAUUGGCGACUCUGUGUGCGUGUGUGUUUGUGUGUGUGUUUGUUUGUUUGUGUGUGUGUGCAUGUGUAUUGGAGAGUCGUGACUCUCUCUGUGUGUGUGUGUGUGUGUGUGUCAGCCACUAUGUGUGUGUAUGAUGUGUCUCCUCGUGUUAACAUCUCAGAGUAGGGUGGAGAGGGAAUGCUUGCCAGGGUGUGUCUUGGCCACUGGACUCUACACAGUCAACAAGCCCAGUCAGUCCCUAUUUGAGGUCUGGUCUGUGUGGAGCUUUUCCUCUACUGUUAAAUACAGUUCUGCUAGAGGUGAUCGUAAUGGACAGCGACAGUCUGUGUGUGUGUGCCAUGCCUGUCUGCUCCCUGGAUCCAUAAACCAUUUAGUUUAGUUAAGGUUUGUGUGUGUGCUUUUGGCAAUGUCUGUCCUCUGUGAAUCGUUGUGGUUGUGUGUGUGUGUGUGUGUGUGCGCACGUGUGUUAGCGCGGGUUUCUGUGUGAACAGCAUAUACAUUUUUGUAUUUUUUUUUAACCUUUAUUUAAGAAGAGAGUCAUGCUGAGACCACGGUCUCUUCCGCAGAUGAGCCCUGUAUACACAUCAAUACACAACAAUUACACUAUACAUAUCUACAUACACAUGAAUUACACAAUACAUGAAAAGCAAACACAAAACUCGAAAAGCAAAACACAAUGAUAUGAAACAAACACAUUCUUCAGUUAAAAAGGCCCUCUGACAUCCGUCUGAAUUGCCCACCUAAAGGCACCAACUCCACAAACUUUAAGGACUUUUGGAGAUGAUUCUACAUGAGCGGAGCAAAAAAAAAUACAAGCAGACUCAGUGGAGAUUGAAGGGAUCUCCAGGGUUAGCCAUCCCUGAGUCCAGGUCUGGUAACUUAUAUGUCUGAAGGUUAACAAAGAAGUAAGGUAUGGCGGAAGUUUAUGCAAGAGGGCUUUAUAGACAAUGCAUCGAUCUACGAGACUAAUUAUUUAAAAGCUCAGACACACCGGUAGGAUUGUCAAACGUUUGCCUGCCGACAGUACUUAGCACCUCUGAACAGUGUCGGCAGUCAAUCUCUUUUGUGUUCACACAGCAAAGACCUUGAAGUCGUAAGCCACACAGCCUUGUUAAAAUACUCCAAACCAGAAGGUGGCAUUAGCGUUGUUUGGCAAUGCAUGUCCGAAUGUGUUGCUUAGUGUAUGGUCUAGAUUCCAACGUUAACUAGCUAGCUAGCUUCGCUAAUGUUACUAUUUUGUAGAAAGCACUUGAUGGCCACAGCUAGAUAACUACCUAGCAAGAUGACGAAUAAACAAUUUAAUUCACUCACCAUAAUCCCAUACUGCCAGUGCCAGCCCAUAGCCAAAUGUUUAAAUAUCUAGCUAAUGUUAGCAUAUUCGCUAGCUGGCACAACAUAGCUAGUUAGCUAAGGACACUGCACUAACUCGGCAGCCAACAUAGGCAGCUGUUUCAUGGAAACUAAUCCAUUGUGAUUUAAUAAUUAUGUCAAUACUAGCUACAGUGGUUAGCUAGCUUGGAGGAAGUAUUUAAUGUUGUGUGCAUUGCGUAUGUUCACUUAGCUAGUGCCCAUCCCAUAGCCUAAAUUACAUAAUAAUUGUGACUGGCUCAUGCCCUCUUUUUUCCUUUUUUGUUGUCGCUCCUGUUGACUCCCUCACGUGGGGGUUCAUGCUCUCUGAUUGGCUCAAAGUCAAGUUGUUGGCCACUGACAAGCAUUGCGAUUCUACAAGUAGAAAUGUCAGGUUCGUCGCUACCAGUUCGGGACGCAGCAGGUACUGCUUUUGUUCUAGCAAAAGAAGGAAUAGCCUCCCACUGUGAUAAGUACCUAUUGGCAGUCUAUCGGCAGUGAGAUUCUCUGUGUAUUUCAUGCUUAAGAGGGAAGCAUUGUCCAACACAAACUACCUGUUGAAAUCUAUAUAUCUAUCUAUCCUUACUGUGUCACUCUGUCAACCUUAUUCAAUGUAUCCUUUAUCUACUGGCCUUACACGUCCUGGUCCUGUUUUGUUAAUGUCUAUUUUAGUGGGUAAUUCUGCAGCAAAACCAAUUCCCCCCUCAGGGAUAAUAAUCCAUUUUCCCAUUUAGAUUAUUGUCAGAGUCACAGCCAAACUAUGGAGUAUUUUGUAUUUUCAGCACCCUGGCGCUUUAGCUUCAGCGUAACAUUUGAUUUGGGUGUUUAAGUGAGGAGGUCGAGGCCUCCCUUUGUGUGUUCAGUAUCCUCUUCUCCCGUUUGUUGAUGGGAAUGUGUGGGAACCCUGGUGCUCUGGGUUCCUGCGCCUGCGUCGGCGUUCCCCUCUCGUUUUGAUCCGCCACGGCAUCGGAACGUGGUUGGCAUUCUCAAAUUCAAAUGCGGGCGGUUGUGGCGAUGGGGGGAUGUUGGUGUAGAGAGAGAGAGAGUAAGUAAGGAGAAAGAGGGAAGUGAAGUGAUGGAAAUGGACGUGAUGGAAGGGACAGUUUUAAGAAUGAGUGGAGCAGAGUAGAGAGCAACCAUACAUUUACUUCCUCUCUCGCUCCUCGCUCUCGCUCUCUCUCUCUCUCUCUCUCUCCUCUCUCUCCUCUCUCCUCCUCUCUCCCUCUCUCUCUCUCUCUCUCUCCUCCUCUCUCCCUCUCUCUCUCUCUCCUCUCUCUCUCUCUCUCUCUCUCUCUCUCUCCUCUCUCUCGUUCCCUCCGUAGCACCCCUUCACCUCUGUCUAUCUUCUCCAGGUGCAUUCAGGUCCCCUCUCAGUUACCACCACCCCCCUCAUCCUCUCAACUCCACAACCCCUAUGCCCCCACCAACCCCCAUGCCCCUCUGGCUAUAGAUGGAAGGUGGGAGGGAUUGGGGGGGGGGGCGCUCCCCUGCUGUGCCCCUCCACAGCCCCCAGUGGCCCCUCUCUGGCCCUCUUUGUGCCCCCACCACCCCCCUCGCCUCCCUCACCCAUCCAGCCCCCCAUUCCCCCACUCCCCUGCUGGGCAGGUGACAGGGCCCUGAAUGCAGGCUGGGGCAGCCCUGAUGGAUCCUACAGAUGGAGCGUGGAAAUCAGCCCAAUAGAGCCCUGCCACAGGCCUUUCCCCUCCGCCAUACAAAGGAACCCGGGCCACAUCACACCCAAAGAGAGAGAUGGAGAGAAAGAGAGAGAAAGAGAGAGAAAGAGAGAGAAAGAAGGCCAAAAGGAUGACAAAAGUAACACUGUCAUUUUUCAUUAACAGAGAGGCCGUGAUGGAGCGUUUUCGCGGCAGUUACUAAUAAUAAAAACAGGGAGAGAGAAAAAGAGAGGUGGAGAGAGAGAGAGAAAGAAAGGGAGUAAAAGAGGAGUGCUCCGCCCCCACCCUGCAGUUAACAUGAUACAGUGCGGCUGGGGAGCUUUUUUCUCAGCUUUUCUCAGUUUUCAGCUCUCUGUCUGUCUCCUCUCUCUCGCUCUCCUUCUUCUCUCUGUCUGUCUCUUCCUCUCUCCUCCUUCUAUCUCUCUCUCCUCUCUCUCCUCCUCUCUCUCAUCAUUCUCUCUCUCUCUCUCCUCUCUGCUCCUCUCUCUCCCCACUCUCGUCUCUUGAACCCUAGUCUCGGCCCGGCCUCUCUCGCCUCUCUAAAUCAUCUCUCUACGGGGGGUCUGCAUCCGAGUCUUCACCGUCUCGCCACCCCUUUUUCGUCUCACUCCCCGCCCUCUUUCCCCCCUCAUCUCGUCUCGACCCUUCAUCUCUAUCUCAUCCUUACCUUCUCAUCCACCGCGUCGUCUCAGUCUCUUCGUGCUACAUCUCUCAUCUUCUCCUCUCUCCGUUCCGUGCUGUUCCUUCUCUCUCUCCUUCCCUCUCUCUCAUCUCUCUUCCCGCCUUCUCUCUCUAUCACUCUCUCUCUCUUCUCCUCUCGCUUUCAUCUCCUCUUCUCUUCCUUCUCUCUUUCUCUGCUUUCUCUCUCUCUUUCUCUCUCUCUCUCUCUCCUUCUCUUCUCUCUUCAUCUCGUCUUCUCCUCUUUUCUCUCUUUCUGCUUUCCUUUAAAUGGUGAUGACCAUGAUAUGUGUUUGUUGGUUUGUUAAGUCUUUAUCUUGUUUAUCGCUUAAUUAAUCAGGUUCUUGUUCUGUGAAUGUUUUGAGUAACAAGACCAGUUGCUUUUGGGGCGGAAUAAUUUUGGGGCAGAAUUUGAGACUAAGUGGUAGUUUAGGACAUAAUACCAUCCCAAUAGUUUAUAAAUGUUCAUGUAAAAUUCAUGGCAGAAAAAAUUAUUUACUAUACUUUAUCCGUUUUUCAGUUAGGAUUGAUGCUGUGUCCAUACCUCUCCUCACCAUUGCUGUCAAAGUAACACAAACGUCCCAGCCAGACCAGUAUUCCAAAUCACGGCUCAAAACGUUCUGCCCUGAUGGAUAUUUACUCUUCACGUCCAACAAAUCUCCCAUGAACCUCUCUGCUCUCAGUGCUCUGUCCGGUGCCCCUGGUCUGAAUCUAAUAAAGAGCUCUUCCCUGCGUUGAAAUCUUGUUGGAGCCGUAGCAGAAUUCCCAGAGCUCAAAUCCCUGUGUAAUGCCUGGACGGGCUCUCACUGGCAACCAGCACAAGCAUUUCCUGCUGGGCUCUAGGGGCUGGCACUGAGAUGGAAGAGACGGGAGCCCCGCUCCCCUGCCUGCCUGGCUCUCUACUUUUAAUUAAACCUAAAUCUGGAGAGGAGAGAGGAAGGAGAGAGGGAGGAGAGAGAGAGCAGAAGAGAAGGAGUAGCAUAGCAUAGAGGAGAGGUUACCUCCAUUAACCAUCCAACCACACCAUAUCAAAUCAAAUCAAAUUUUAUUUGUCACAUACACGUGUUUAGCAGAUGUUAUUGCAGGUGUAGCGAAAUGCUUGUGCUUCUAGCUCCGACAAUGCAGUAAUAUCAAACAAGUAAUAUCUAACAAUUUCACAACAUAUACCCAAUACACACAAAUCUAGAAAGGAAUGGAAUUUAAAUAUAUAUACAUAUAUGGACAAGCAAUGACAGAGCGGCAUGGACUAAGAUACAGUAUAAUAUUAUAGAAUAUAAUACAGUAUAUACAUAUGAGAUGAGUAGUGCAAGAUAUGUAAACAUUAAUAAAGUGACUAGUGUUCAAUUUCUUAAAGUGGCCAGUGAUUUCAAUAGGCAGCAGCAGCCUCUAAUGUGCUAGUGAUGGCUAUUUAACAGUCUGAUGGCCUUGAGAUAGAAGCUGUUUUUCAUUCACUCGGUCCCAGCUUUGAUGCCCCUGUACUGACCUUGCCUUCUGGAUGAUAGCAGGGUGAACAGGCACUGUCUCGGGUGGUUGAUGUCCUUGAUGAUCUUUUUGGCCUUCCUGUGACAUCGGGUGCUGUAGGUGUCUUGGAGGGCGGGUAGUUUACCCCCGGUAAUGCGUUCGGCAGACCGCACCACCCUCUGGAGAGCCCUGCGGUUGCAGGCGGUGCAGUUGCCGUACCAGGCGGUGAUACAGCCCGACAGGAUGCUCUCAAUUGUGCAUCUGUAAAAGCUUGUGAGGGUUUUAGGUGCCAAGUCAAAUUUCUUCAGCCUCCUGAGGUUGAAGAGGCUCUGUUGCGCCUUCUUCUCUCUCUGUCUCUCUCCCUCUUUCCUCCUUUCCUCUUGCCUCACUGAGAGACAUGCAGUGGACUUGGUAUGGGUAAUACUAUCACUAGAAUAUAACUUUAUUUGCCUCAGUUUUUAGGUGAGCAUUUGGGUCUAUGAGACACGAGCACAGACUCAGACAGACCCCUAUUUAAAGCUCUGUCCCACCUUCUGUCUGACUUCAUGAGUAGAAGUCCCUUAGGCAAAGAGCUCAAGGGAGUGGAGUUUAACCCUUUCUGUCUGUAGCCAUCUGCGUUGGAAACAUUGUUAUAGAGAAAAAGCAACGCGUGAAAUCAGAGGUCCUAGACACAGCAGACAGAUGCAUGUGUGUGUGUGUAUAUGUUUGUGUGUGUGUGUGUGUGUGUGUGACGAGUGCAUUGCAGGCACGUAAUGGCGGACAAUGGGUGGCUGUCACGCUAGUUUGAGGACCCUAAUCAUUAUUUAAUAGACAGCUAGCCUCCCCCAUACACUGCUUUAGUCCUUCAGUCUCUCAGCUUCAAGCCUUCAUUCACCACUCUUCUGCCGAAUUAGGCCUUAAAAGCCCUCUCUGUCUCUCUGUCUGUCUGUCUCUAUAUCCCUCUGUCCCUCCGUCCCUCUGUCUGUCUGUCUCUAUAUCCCUCUGUCCCUCCGUCCUUCUGUCUGUGUCUCUAUAUCCCUCUGUCCCUCCGUCUCUCUGUCUGUCUCUAUGUCCCUCUGUCCCUCUGUCUGUCUGUCUCUAUUUCCCUCUGUCCCUCCGUCCCUCUGUCUGUCUGUCUCUAUGUCCCUCUGUCUGUCUGUCUGUCUGUCUGUCUGUCUGUCUGUCUGUCUGUCUGUCUGUCUGUCUGUCUGUCUGUCUGUCUGUCUGUCUGUCUGUCUGUCUGUCUGUCUGUCUGUCUGUCUGUCUGUCUGUCUGUCUGUCUGUCUGUCUCUAUGUCCCUCUGUCUGUCUGUCUCUAUGUCCCUCUGUCCCUCUGUCUGUCUGUCUCUAGAUUAUUCUGUCCCUCUGUCUGUCUGUCUAUAUGUCUGUCUGUCUGUCUGUCUGUCUGUCUGUCUGUCUCUAUGUCCUUAUGUCUGUCUGUCCCUCUGUCUGUCUGUCUCUAUAUCCCUCUGUCUGUCUGUCUGUCUUUCUCAAUAUUCUUCUGUCCCUCUGUCUCUCUCUCUAUAUAUCCCUCUGUCCCUCUGUCCUUCUGUCCCUUCUGUCCCUCUAUCCCGCUGUCCAGCAGCCCUCAACUGAGCAAACAGAUAAAAGACACAAUCUGGGAUUCAUUUUUCAUCCAAAAUGCCGAUAUCCUACUAUGCCCUACAGGGAUACGACUCCUUUAAUCCAUGUUUAAACAGACUACUGGUCUCUCUGGGCUCUCUUUUGAUCACCUUAGAAUCCACUGGGGCCUGUGGGGAGUUAAGAAGGAGGUGUUGAUGAUCUAUUUAAAGUGAUCCCACCCUGUGAAAGCCCUAAGGUCCCAUCAUAGUGGGGGAGAACUAGAUAUAUUAUUCCCUGACCGCAGGAGCUGUUCAAGUCAAACUCUGGGCCCUAGUCAUUACAUUACAUUGCAGGAUUUAUCCCAAAUCUUUGACACCUGUUGCUUCUGUGUGUCUCUCUAAUAAAGGUCCAAGCCUUUACUUUAGCUUCCAAGUCUUAGAAAUACAUUUUGUUGCUCCCUUCUUCAAAAUAACAGCUUUCCUGUUUUGUUUUUCCAACCGGCCAAUCAGAAUAACCAUUAUCUGUUAUGUGUUUGCAGCUAGCCACUCAGACGAGGGUUCGGAUGUGGACUCCGAGCCGGGCCUGCCACUAAAGAGGAAACAGCGUCGCAGUAGGACCACCUUCUCAGCCGAGCAGCUGGAGGAGCUGGAGAGAGCCUUUGAACGAACACACUACCCUGAUAUAUACACCAGAGAAGAGCUUGCUCAGAGGGCCAAACUCACAGAAGCCAGAGUUCAGGUUAGUGAAGACCAAUACACACACACAGGCAAGAACGCAGACAUACACACACAAGUACACAAACAUGGGCAAGCACAUACACACACAUGGACAGGCAGGCAUGCAUACAUGCUCAGACACACACACACACACACACAAACACACACCAGUUGUACUGCGAUGUCUUUAACCCCUGCUGCCCCAUACACACACACACACACAUUCUGGAGGUCUUUGUCCACAGUCCCAGGGGCCCAAUCUGGUCUGUGACUGCUCUGUGAUCUGCUGGGCUGGAGAUUCCUGGGGAUAUGUGCGAUAUGGGUGUUAAACUGGCCUGGCAUGGUGCCAUUCACUCCCUCCAGACAUCAGUCACAUGAGUCAGCUGUACACACACACACAGGCCCCACUGUGUUCUCAGUUAUGAAAGUUUCCUGUUUUGACAUCUUCUCUAAAAAUAUAUCUAUAAAAAGCAACUCAAAAAUAAUCCAGAAUUAGAGAGUCUUUAUUAAGCCAUUAAAGUGAUUUAAUUGGUUUAUGGGUUUGAUUCCGAGCCUUUGUCAGGGUUCCUCAAUAGGAGGCCCGCAGGCUGGUGAUUUUUAUCUGGGCCUCCAAGUGUUCGGAGCAAAAACAUUAAUAUAAAGAAUAUAUACAGUGCAUUCGGAAAGUAUUUAGACCCCUUGACUUUUCCCACAUUUUGUUAUGUUACAGCCUUAUUCUAAAAUUUAUUAAAUAAAUGUUUUACCUCAUCAAUCUACACACAAUACCCCAUAAUGGCAAAGCAAAAAUAGUUUUUUUGAUUUGUUUGCAAAUGUAUUAAAAAUUAAACAUAUUGCGAAGAGACAGAAUCAUUAGAUCAUUUGUUUUGGUACUGUCCAUUUGUAGCUUGUUUUUGGACACAGGUCCAGGAAUAGCUAAAGGAUUGCAAUAUUUACCUGGAGCUAACCCUGCAGAUAGCACUACUGGGUGAUCUGAAAAGUCAUAGUCAAUCGAUCAAUAACAUAAUAAUACUAUUAGCAAAAAUGUUUAUUUUCAAUUCACAAUCUGUAGAAACAAUGAGAAUAGAAAGGUUCAGAACUUUUGUAAGACAUCACAGUACAGUUGAAAUAUAUAUGGCAAAUAGAAAUCCUAUAUGGAUGGUGUUAAAAGAUAGAUGGGAGGUGUUGAAUGGAAUUGAAGUGCAUAUCAGAGCAAAAACCAAGCCAUAAGGUCGAAGGAAUUGUCCGUAGAGCUCCGAGACAGGAUUGUGUUGAGGCACAGAUCUGUUGAAGGGUACCAAAACAUUUCUGCAGCAUUAAAGGUCCCCAAGAACACAGUGGCCUGCAUCAUUCUUAAAUAUAAGAAGUUUGGAAGCACCAAGAUUCUGCAAAACUGAGCAAUUGGUGGAGAAGGGCCUUGGUCAGGGAGGUGACCAAGGACCCAAUGGUCACUCUGAAAGAGCUCCAGAGUUCCUCUGUGGAGAUGGGAGAACCUCCCAGAAGGACAACCAUCUCUGCAGCACUCCACCAAUCAGGCCUUUAUGGUAGAGUGACCAGACGGAAGCCACUCCUCAGUAAAAGGCACAUGACAGCCCGCUUGGAGUUUGCCAAAAGGCACCUAAAUGACUCAGACCAUGAGAAACAAGAGUCUCUAGUCUGAUAAAACCAACAUUGAACUCCUUAGCCUGAAUGCCAAGCGUCUGGAGGAAACCUGACACAAUCCCUACAGUGAAGCAUGGUGGUGGCAGCAUCAUGUUGUGGGGAUGUUUUUCAGCGGCAGGGACUGGGAGACUAGUCAGGAUUGAUGGAAAGAUGAACGGAGCAAAGUACAGAGAGGUCCUUGAGGAAAACCUGCUCCAGAGCGCUCAGGACCUCAGACUGGGGCAAAGGUUCAACUUCCAACAGGACAACGACCCUAAGCACACAGCCAAGACAAUGCAGGAAUGGCUUCGGGACAAGUCUCUGAAUGUCCUUGAGUGGCCCAGCCAGAGCCUGGACUUGAACCCGAGACCUGAAAAUAGCUGUGCAGCGACACUCCCCAUCCAAGAUGUCUGCCAAGCUUGUAGCGUCAUACCCAAGAAGACUCUAGGCUGUAAUCGCUGCCAAAGGUGCUUCAACACAUUACUGAGUAAAGGGUCUGAAUACUUAUGUAAAUUUUAAUAAGUAACAAAAUGUGGAAAAAGUCAAGGGGUCUGAAUACUUUCCGAAAGCACUGUAUAUAUAUAUAUAUAUAUAUAUAUAUAUUUUUUUUUUUAUUCGAUGUUGGACAUAAAAGACUGUAAAAUCCCCAGGAAAUCAGCUCAAAGUGAUUUUAAUUUAGGAAAUCUGUUCCCAAAUAUUCCCACGCAUAAAUAGAGAGUCAUACUGUAUGUCAUCGUACCCAAGUGUGAUCAAGAUUUUAAAUAAUUAUGUUUUUGUCAAAUACUGUUUGGUAUUCUUGAGGUCAAUUUGACGUGUACAAAUUAUUUAUAACUAUGUUCCAGCCCCCCGACCAUCCACUCAAGGACAAAUCGGCCCAUGGCUGAAUGUAAUUGGGGACCCCUGUCUAUGUAAACCCUGUGACUGACUUAGACGAAGACGUAACGUCACUGUGGUUUCAAAGUGCUCCAGAUGUUCAGAUCUCUAUCUGUCUGUUCUGCUUGAGGCUACAGCGCAGAUACACACAUACUGUUAGUGCUCACACACAAACAAUGAAUACUCUCACACACUUUAAGCAUGCCUAUUUACACAUGCACGCACACACACCCACAAACACACAGGCUUGCACGCACACACACUGACACAGACACAGACACACACACACACAGUAUGUACUAUUUUUCAAAAGAAUAGAUUCUCACAUGUCAUCUAUUUUAUUUUAUCAGGUGUGGUUCAGCAACAGGAGAGCCAGGUGGAGGAAACAGGCAGGAGCCAAUCAGCUAAUGGCAUUUAAUCACCUGAUCCCUGGCGGUUUCCCGCCUUCGGCCAUGUCGAGCUUGCAGCCCUAUCAGCUGUCAGACACCCCCUACCCUCCGACCUCCAUCUCACAAAGUGAGCACACAUUCACCUUCUUCUUCUCUCUAUGAUCUUGUUCUAUAUCAACAAAGCUCAUCUACAAACGUGAUGUAUUUGACUGAAGAUCAAUAGCCUAGCCCUAAUCCAUUCUCUCUCUCUCUCUCUCUCUCUCUCUCUCUCUCUCUCUCUCUCUCUCUCUCUCUCUCUCUCUCUCUCUCUCUCUCUCUCUCUCUCUCUCUCUCUCUCUCUCUCUCUCUCUCUCUCUCUCUCAAUCACUCUCUCCCAGCAGUGUCAGAGCAGCACAGUACGGUCCACAGGCCUCAGCCUCUCCCUCCUACCUCAGUGCACCAGGGUGGGCUUGGCUCCUCAGCGGGGGCCCAGGAAGGGAGUUCGGCCUACUGCCUGUCCUCCGGACGCCACGGCUUCUCAGGCUACUCAGACAGCUUUGUGCCCCCGCCUGGCCACUCCAACCCAGUCAACCCCAGCAUCAGCAACGGCCUCUCACCACAGGUCAGUCAUUCACUGUCAUGACUGUAGCUGGCAACACAAACAGAAGUGCUUGCCUGUGUUCCGCUCUGCAACAUGUAGAUUCCGUGGUUUCAAUUAGACAUUUAGUAUAGGUUUUAUACCAUCGGAAUGGAAAAACCUUGUUUCGGGGGUUCGUUCUAGAUAACUUUCAGUAGGUGUAUUAGCUCAGUGACUGAGUGGAUUUGAUAUCCAUUUGUCAGAUGCAUUCAAUGGGGAUGACUUGUGUUAUGGAAAUGUUUAAUGAAGAGAGAGAAGGAGACAGUAGAAGAUGGAGGGAGUGUGAGAGAGGACGAUAGUGAGAGGAAGAGUGGCAGAUGGAAGAUGACACAAAUGAAAACGGAAAAUACAAUUAUGGCCGAUUACACAGUCAUCAGAGUCCAUAGCGGGUUCCGUACGCGGUGAGGGGGCCGUCGUAAUAGGCGGAAAACUAGCUUUUAACCGCCACAAAGGGUGGCCCGGCCCCACGCAAUGCAUGCUGGGUCCUCGCCCCAUGAGAGAGAGAGAUUCUCAGGCCUCCGUCAGUGUCCUGCUUAGUGGAGAUAAAAAAAAAACGCUUCAUGCACAUCUUCCUCUAUUUUUGUGACAAGGGGAACCAUGAGGGUGUGUGUGUGUCUGCUUGUCAUUUUCAUCAGCAAUGACAGUAGGACAACACAACCUGGUGAUCCGUGAAACCAUUUGGGAAAUGGACGAUAAUUGACUACUUAAACUGAGAACAGCAGUAAAACAAACAUUGGUUCCUCCACAAUAUGGUGCUAACUAGCCACAAGCCACCACUUGAGUAGAGUAGACUUCAUGCACACAAAGGGUCAGUAGAUGCCUUCUUCUCUCCUAGGAGGACAAAUCCAUUAGAUGACUUUUACUCUGCUUGGAGGCCAAAGGUGCUUCUCUCUCGUAGCUGUUUUCACCGUUAGCCUCCCUGAAAGGGUCUUUCCUUUAGAGAGUGGCUAUCUUAGCUUGCAUAGGGAGGCACACACGCACACGUGCACAUGCACGAUCAAACGCACACGUCUGGAAUGUAUGUGUCUGUCUGGAAUAGCAAUUAUGAAACGUUCCAGUGUGCUAAUUGAUUGGAAUGAAGGAAUCUAUCCCUUAGUAAUGCGGUGUGUAAUUUAUGCAAAUGACUCACUUUGUUGACUAAUUUGUUUUAAUUCAUGUAUUCAUCUGCACUUUAAAAAAAAUACAUAUUGGAAUAUGCUCAUUUGCAUUUCAGACUGGAUGGUAUUAAUGUGAGUACUUUGAAAUAAUAAAAGAGAUGGAAUACGAAUGAAUUAAUCUGAUGACAUUUGUAGUGAAUUGGAUGAAAACCUCUAAAACUUUACAAUUAGACAUACCAAAUAAACGCACACACAAAGCUAUAUAAACUCUGCAAUCUCUACACAGCAAAGCCUCGAUACUGUGGAUUCCCACUGGGCACAGACGUCAGUUCAACGUCUAGUUUUGAUUUACAUUUGGUUGGGUUGUCAACUAACAUGAAUUCAAUGGGAAAUCAACCCAAAAUUGGUUGGGUAAAAAAUAAAACAUUCCCUUACAUUGAUGACUUUAAAAAAAUCCAAUCAGUUUUCCAUGUUGAUUCAACAUAAUCACAUUGAAUUUUGGGGUUGAUAUGAUGUGAAAACAAUGUUGAUUCAACCAGUUUUUAGCCCAGUGGGUUGUUACAGUAUAUUGUUAUUUUGGUCUGUCUGAUCGUUAAACAGUGCUGAAUGGUACUUCUUGGUGGUUUUGGAAGUUAUUUGAGGUUUUAGUCCGUGAAAAAACAGUUCCUGUGGUGUUUUUUUCUAGCUCUGUGAAUGGUCAUGCUUUGGUUGUAUGGUGUAGAAUACAUCGCCCUAUGCUAUGAGUAGUUCGGCCUAUGCUCAGAGUGGUAGUGCUUCGUUUGGUAGUAAAACGUAAAACAUGAAGGUUUAGGGGACCAGUCUAGCCUGCCCCAGUGUACUGUGGGAUAGCUCCCUGUGGUGUGGGGUCUCAGACGUCUGGCUAGCUGAUCCGGUGCAUACCAGAGGAAUCCGUUCUCACCAGUGCAGCAAGCGGCCAGGCUUUGCACCCCGAUGAGGCUUAAUCCCCGGAACCACCGAGAAACAGAGACACCCCCGGGAACUGCCGGGGCUUCAAUCACAGAGCAGAGGGGCUGGAGGAAUACACACACUGGCUUAGACACACAUACAGUGAGCUCCAAAAGUGUUGGGACAGUGACACAUUUGUUGUUGUUUUGCCUCUGUACUCCAGUACUUUCUAUUUGAAACGAUACAAUGACUAUAAGGUUAAAGUGCAGACUGUCAGCUUUAAUUUGAAGGUAUUUUCAUCAAUAUCGGGUGAACACUUCUACAAACGUGAAUAAUUGAUUAGUGAGAAAGUUACAGACGCACAAUGAUCAUUAUUCACAAUUGAUUCAGGAUUAUCCAUAAUCAUGGUAGCAUCCUCAUUCAUGUAGAGGUGUUUAGAAACAUAUUAUAUUAUACUUAUUUACAAUAAAAGUGACUCCAAAAUGACACAAUACAUUAUUUACCAUUCAUUUAUAUUGGGCACAAAAUAAUCUGAAAUACAACCAAAACAAACAGCAAAUGCAUCCAACAAAUGUGUAGAGUCACAGGCUUGAUGUAGUCAUUGUGGCUAUGAAUAUGGGACCAAAUACUUAACUUUUUACUACUUUAAUACACAUAUAAGCAAAUUUAUCCCAACGCUUUUGAUCCCCUAAAAUGGGGGGGGCGAUGUACAAAAAGUGUUGCUAUUUCUAAAUGGUUCACCCGAUAUGGAUGAAAAUACCCUCAAAUUAAAGCUGACAGUCUGUACUUUAACCUCAUAGUCAUUGUAUUAUUUUUAAAGUGCUGGAGUACAGAGCCAAAACAGCAAAAAAUGUGUCACUUUCCCAAUACCUUUGGAGCUCACAGUAUAUGCACAUAUGUGAACGCACAGGCAAACACAGGCUGAGACACAUAUAUGUAUGCGCAUUAGGGCUGUCCCGAAAUAAAAAAAUAUUGGUAGAUGAGAGUCGUCUAAUCGAUUUGUCACAUUUUAAUGUGUAUUUUUCCAUAUAUGAAUAAAAUAAACUAUAUGUAGGCUACUGAGCUUGUCUGAUGCUUUAAGCACUGCGAUUAAAAAUUAAGACAAAUUACUAAAGAGGGAGCCAGAGAUCAAUAUAGCUUAACCAGAAGAAAAUAAACCUGCUCCCGACCCUCAUCCUCCUGCUGCCCGCUGCUGAAGUUGCCCAUAACAGGUACACCAGCAGUCGGAAACCUUUUCCAUUUGGAGUGCCAAGUUAUCGUACCAUUUCUACUGAUCUGCGUGCCAGUUAUGAUUUUCAAAUGCACAUUUUCAUGGAACAGUUUCAUUUAAUUUAUAAUAAAGUCUUCAUAUCUCAAAAUCAAUAAAAAUUAUAUCUAAAUGAAAAUGAUGCAAAUCUAAAAGUAACUUCUAUUGCCAUUGCCAAUAUGUAAAAAUAACCUACAUAAAGCUAACAAAUAAAAACAUUGAUAAAAAUAAAUAUCCUAUGAAUCACAUUGGCUAUGCAUGGCCUGUCUGCAAGGAACUUGAAACAUUGUAUCAACUAUUAACGAAGAUCGUGCUAGCAAAUUUGCAACAUUGUAUAAAAUAUUCUGGGCCCUCAGAGUUUCCCCAUGCCAGUGAGCUCCAGACAGACAGACACAGAUGUAGGCUAUUUGCGCAAGGGAUAAUAAGUAAUCAGGUAGGCCAAUUUUAUUAAGUUUUCACUGGAUCAGAGCAUGACAUUUCUUUCCCCUUUCAUGUUGAGUGGUUAUCGAAAGGUUUUUCAAAUAGGCUACGUUGAGGAACUAUUGUCAUUCUCAAUGGAUGUAUAAACAUACUUUGUUUACUUGCUGUUUAAGGCGAAGAAAACAGUACUUUGAGAAGCUACACAGUGAUGGUGAGUUAAGCCAAUCAGAAAUAGUAUCAGAUCCCCAAAUGGGCACAUUUAUAGGCCUACAUUUGCACGCAGGCCAGGUAGCCUAGGCCUACUUAUAUGCGUAAUCAGCUGUGUGUCCUUACUCAACAUUGACAGGAGCGCUCUAAACAAAAUACAAUGAAUAAAUUGACAACUCGUAAGUGGAAUGAAAUAAACCAAAACUUGUAGCCUAGGUUGUGCGCUCUGCAAACAACGUGUCCACUCCUACAAUGACAACAGUAAGACUGUAAUAAUAAUAUAUUGAAUGCAUUAACAGAAAUUACCGUAACCAAACAAACAUUGUAGAUUAGAAAUGAUGGUAGUUAUCAGUAAAUGUACUAGUGGUGAUACUGGUGUGCCUCCAUAAUGGAUUAGUCCACUCAGACAGGCGUGAAUCAGGUGUCUCGUGUGCCAUCAUUUUUGUAUAUAUAUAUUUGCCACUGCUCGACUAAAAAUAUCUCUGUCGAAAAACAGUCUAUCGACCAAACAAUCGACCAGUCGACUAAAUGGGGUCAGCCCUAGUUCGCAUACACAAACAGUCUCAGACACACACAUGCACGCACGCACACAACAUCCACACAGGUUUUAUUUUUGAUCAGAUAACCUUAUCAAUGGGAUUGUACACAGUUUUCUUUCCUCUAAUCCUUCAUCUGAUCUCAACUCUGAGGAAAUAUGGGUUAAAUCUUAUUAUCUUUCCUCUAAUCCUUCAUCUGAUCUCAACUCUGAAGGAAAUAUGGGUUAAAUGCUCUCGCCAUGACAGUAGUACAAUAUCCACAUGUAAUAAUGAUCUGUACGUAUUGUUACCUAUGCUUUUCCCUGUGAACAUGCUAACAUUUUGCUUUUCCCUUCCCAAAAAAAUCAUUUAAAUACAUUUCUCCACCCUCAACCCACACAUGUAUACUCAAACAUACACACAUGCAUGGGCAUGCACAGGCACACACACAUACACAAACAAACACACACACACACACACACGCUGUAAGAUGAAUGGGGUGUGUUGACCUCCAUGUGUUUCCCAUUUGUAGUCAGUCACACAUCAGCAUGUUCCUAAGACGUGUUAGGUUAGAUUCCUCUGAGAGCGCUCCUGUAAAUUACAUACUCUCAGACAGAAAGUGUGUGUGUUUGGCUGUCUGAGCGUGUGUGUGUGUGUGCGUGUGUGUGUGUCUGUGUGUCUGUGUGUGUGUGGCUGCCAGGUGGGGAAGCAACACCAUUAUCCUUCAAUUAUUCACCAUUAGUUCAGCAUUCUGACAUUUUCUCUGCUUCUUUUUAAAGUGUCUCUUUCGGUUUAUUUCUCACAGUAUUGUCUCUCUUUCGCUCUCUCUCUCUCUCUCUGUCUAUAUGUCACUCUUCCAUUCUCUUCUGUCUCCCUUUGUCACUCUCAUGCCUGUCUAUCUCUACUCUUUUCUCUCUCUCUCUCUCUCUCUCUCUCUCUCUCUCUCUCUGUCUCUCUCUCUUUCUCUCCUUUCUCCCUCCCCCUCUUUUUCUUGCUGUACGUUUCUAACGGUCAUUAACUCCACCUAUUUCCUCCUCGUUUUGACGAUAUCUCUUCUCACGCAAAUUCUCAUGCAGCUGUUCAUGAUGUAUCACCAAGGAGACCUCUUAACCCCUAACAUCAGGAACAGAAAGUGCUUAACACACACACACACACACACACACAGAGACACACACACUUAUUGGAAAUGUGUUAAAGAAUUAUACUCCUUGUUCCCACGUACCCUGUGGCCUCUCCAUGUUGGCCCCAUAAGGAUACAGUGAAUUUGGGCAUCAAAUGAGAAAUCUGGAGAGAGGAAGGGAAGGAGGGAGAAGACAGAGCGGGGUGGGGGUGGGGUGGAAGGGAGAGAGGGAGAGAGAGAGAGAGAGAAAAAGAGGGAUAGGUUAUUCACGUCUGUUUUUCUCCUUUACUAUACUGUCCAAACACAUAAACGGUCAUUCAUAAACUUUAUCAUACUGUUAAACACACCACCUGCUUUAUCUAGUAGACACUGAUGACAAAAUGAAUCAAAAAGUAAUUUACCAUAGGUUUUGUAUUGUCAAUGUCUUUUUAAUAUGUUUAUGUCAUUUAACGUGUCAUGAACAAUUAAACAAGUGGUACUGUAAAUGUAUCAUAGUAAUUAACCUCCACCAACAACCUUUUCGAUUCCAUUCCAUAGGAUACAGUAAAAAUUAAACAGAGUAAUUCUGAAAAUGCUAGCUAGCAGUGUAGAGGACCAGAAUUGUGCGGUCCCUAACCGACGAGGGCUCCCCUGUCCGUCCGUCACUUAGGAAAUGAUGUAACAGGAACCAUGUGUCUGGGUGAACACAGUAUAAUGUGUCUCAUAUGGUCACAACCAGGAGAGGAGAGGAGAGGAGAGGAGAGGAGAGGAGAGGAGAGGAGAGGAGAGGAGAGGAGAGGAGAGGAGAGGAGAGGAGAGGAGAGGAGAGGAGAGGAGAGGAGAGGAGAGGAGAGGAGAAAUUAUUCUAAAAACGAUAUAUAAUAUAACAGAACCAAGUUACAUAGUCAUGAUAAGUAAGAAUCAAUAGGGUUAAAGUACAGUUUUGUCUGUCAACGAAGUGUAGGUAACUUAAAGGCUCAUAAAGGCAUUGCGGGAUUUUUGUAUAGUUUCAGUUUUUUUUAUGGAUAGUCGGAUGUACUGUAUGUUUCCUUGUGUUACAUACAGGACUGAAGGUAUUUUCUAACAGCCUUCAAAGAAUGUCAGAAAUGUAAUAUGUCCUCACAAAUAUAUUCCUGGAAAAUCCUCGAGACUGAGUUGGAAGACAUUUUCUCUGAUGCGAACUGACAGAAUCCUUUUAGGCCCGGUGGGGGUUAGUAACACAACUUUACUGCUGUAGUAAAUUCACCAGUCAAUCCCUGUUCUUCUUCCUCCACCGUCCUCUUUGACACAGUCAGCAUCCCUAAUCUGUACUGUGUGACUCUGUACAUACCCCAACUCGUGAUAUGAGCGCUCAAAUUUAACUUUCAUGCAUAUGUCGUAUUGACAUCAAUGCAUGAGCUAUACAAAAGUAUGUGUUAUGUGUGUAAAAUAAUGUUGCGUGAGCAAAAGUAUGUGUUACGUGUGCAAAAUAUACAGUACAUGUUAUGUGUACCUUUGUCUUCAUGGAUUAAGCCAUGUAAGGGCUGUACUUAUCUAUUCAUUUGUUUGUGAACAAAUGAGACUUGCGUAACCUGUAAGAGAAGAAGUAUUCUAUUCUGUUCUAUUUUAUUAUUCAAGCCUACCACAUUCUACUCUAUCCCACCACAAUCCAUUCCAUUCUAACCUCUCUCCUUGCCUCUGUCUCUCCAGGUGAUGGGGCUGUUGAACCCAGGAGGAGUGCCCCACCAGCCCAGCCACCAAAGUGACUUUGCCCUCUCUCCCCUGACCGGUGGGAUGGAGCCCGGGGGUGGCAUGGCAGCCAGCUGCCACGGCUCCCAGCGGGGCCUGGAGGGUCUGCCAGGCCUGACCAGCAUGCCCACCCUGCCCAACUCCCAGUCCUACUGCCCGCCCACCUACAGCUCGCCAGCCUACGCUAUGGACCACCACCCCUCCUACCAGUACGGACAGUAUGGACAGAGCAAG